This is a messenger RNA of Melopsittacus undulatus (budgerigar), 2544 nucleotides long. RefSeq names its product proline rich 35 (gene PRR35). The transcript has 2 exons. Bases 1 to 2544 code for a protein of 847 amino acids. NCBI's taxonomy places the organism in Eukaryota, Metazoa, Chordata, Aves, Psittaciformes, Psittaculidae. The record is from RefSeq and is a predicted model, not a curated record.
AUGUCUAAGGAUGAUGUGGGCUGCAAGUUGACCUCAGUCUACAAGCACAAGGAGAGGAAGCCAAAAAAGCCUCACUAUAUCCCGAGGCCAUGGGGCAAGCCAUACAACUACAAAUGCUUCCAGUGCCCCUUCACCUGCAUGGAGAAGUCCCACCUCUACAACCACAUGAAAUACAGCCUGUGCAAGAACUCCCUCUCUCUCCUCAUCGAGUCUGACUGGCCCUACAAGAAGGGCAACCUGCUGCACCCAGAGCUGCGGCUGCUGCACGCAGCAGAGACCUCCCGCCUGCAUGGGGAUGAGCAGGAGACCUGCAACUCCUCAGCCACAUCAGGAGGGUCGGUGAGGACCAAGCAGAACAUCAGGGACAGCCACGAGGACAAGCCAAUGACAGGGGUGGACAUCCUGCCUGCUGGUGAGGGGGCUGGUGAAGAAGGUGGCCAUUUCCAAGAGGAGGAGGAGGAUGUUGCUGGCCUCUUGAGGGAGAUUGAUGCAGGAGAGAAGGAGAAGAUGGCAGAGGCGGGUUGCCAAGGUGACCCAACUGAACCAGAAGUGAAUACUUUGGUCUUGGGUUUCAAGAACAAGAGGGACAAGCCUUGCAAAGAGGUGGAGCCCGACUUCAUCAUCACAGAUGUCUUCUCCCUCAAGAACCAUGUCAUGAAAAGCAGGGAAAUGGCCUCCCCAGACCUAGAUGCUAAGCCAAAGCAUUGCAAAGUGCCAAAGAAAUGCCUGACUAGCAGCGGGAUCCUCAUGGAGCAGUGGAAACUGGUGGCAAAUGGGCAAAGGAGGAACACACCUGAGGUCUCCUCACCUUGUACUGACAGCAACAUCAUCCCAUGCUACCCCCCUCCAGCCUACAGCGACUACCACGAACCUCAGGGCCUCAACCUCUCACUGCUGGGUAUUAACUACCCAUUAAACCCCAGUCUCUUCUCCUACCUGAGCCCCACCAUGGCCAACAGUACUACAACACACCAACACUUGGCUCAGCUGCCCUUUCUGGCCUCCACAGCCCAGCUGAUGCACCCACAUGCUUCCCACUUCCAGCCUCUGCAGAGCCCUGAGCGCUCAGCCUUCCUUCCCCGCUUCUACUACCCCUUGCUCUUUGAGCACACCUUUGGCUCCACUGAAAGCAAGAUGCCCUCCAGCAAGCCAGAGGCCCAGCAGCUGAUGGGCUCUGUCAUGCCCACACCACCCCAAGCCAAACCUCCCAGUGAGCCAACCAAACCAGGGCUGCUGAAGGUCCCAGUUCUGAAGACAGGUUUUCCUUGGUCCAAAGGUGUCAGAGAGGAGCCAGCCUCUGAGCUCAGCCACCCUGCCGUGCUGGGGCAGGAGGAAGAGGAGAAAUGGUUGUGCCAGGAGAAGGAGAGCAACCCUGCACUGGGCCUCAGCAGCCUCCGCAAAAAGCCAUCUGCUGACAUCUACCAAAACAUGAUGGGAAUAAAGGAUGGUGCUUUUGCCCCCAGCAGCGUUCGGAAGACAGAGCUACCAGUGGUGACCUGUCUGGAGAACAACAGCCCUCCAGGCAACUCCCUGAAGAGGAAGUUCUCUGCCAGUGGGCUGGAUUUGAUAGGACCCGAAAGGCUGAUGCCUGGAAAACUCGGCUACCAGAGCAGUGCUUCAAGGGACAACCCAGGCCACAUCCCCAAAGCCCUGAACCACUGGCACAUGGAGGUCUUUGCAGGCCAACCUGAGGAACUAGAGAGGGCCAACAACACUGAAGUUCUCCCCUCUGUGAGUGAUGGCCUGGACCAUGGCUCCUGCAAGCAGAGCAGACCACAAGAGACUUCUGACACCAUGACAGACUCUGAAGCCACAAACGUGCUUAUAGGGGAGCUGUCCAAAACCUUAGAGGAGUAUCAAGAGGUGGAGAAGAAACUCUCUGAUCUGGCGAAGGAGGACACCCCUGGGCAAAAGGAGCUGAGGGACCAGCUGGUCAAAAUCCGAAGGGAGCUCUACCACAUCCACGAGGCACUGGAGAAAGCCACCAAACCCCAUGAGGGACCUUUGGACCUCUCGGUGAAGAGAUCUUCAGAGGGUCUGGAGAAGGUCCAGCAGGCCAAGAAGGAGCCCUGCAACAUGAGCUUGGGAAGUGAGAAGCUCCACAUCAAAGACCAAGGGGCCCUCAAAUGUACAGCCCCCGGGGAGGCUGGAGACGGGGGAGAGCUGCCAAAGUGCCUCCUUGAGGCUGAGAACAAAACCAUCGACCUGCUGAUCAAGAUGAGCCGCUCCGAGAGCCUGCGGGCAUCCUCCUCGGAAGCACACCUGGGUGCUGUCAUCAAAGCUGAGGUCCUGCCCCUCACCAUGCCCCUGGAGCUCCGGAGCGUGAUGGAGCCCUACUACAGCCGUACCACCAAGUGCGAGGCUGACUCCAGUGUCCUGCUGUGCUCCGAUGGCAGGUCUAGCACCAGCCAGGGCCCUCAGCUCCCGGUCCCCAGCGAGGACGUGCCGCUGGGCUGCCGGGCCAUGCAGCACUCCCUGUCCUGCAGCCUUCCCAGCGAGACAGACACAGGCUGUGUCCACAGCCCUUUGCAUGCUGACCCCUAA